Molecule: messenger RNA, 552 nt
Organism: Dioszegia hungarica
Lineage: Eukaryota; Fungi; Basidiomycota; Tremellomycetes; Tremellales; Bulleribasidiaceae
Product: 60s ribosomal protein l17
Exons: 5
Coding region: 1-552 (183 amino acids)
Biological process (GO): cytoplasmic translation
Cellular component (GO): cytosolic large ribosomal subunit; ribosome
Molecular function (GO): structural constituent of ribosome
Source: RefSeq, a predicted model, not a curated record
AUGGUCCGAUACGCCUCAGCACACGUCGUCGCUACCAACCCGGAGAAGUUCGCGAAGGCUCGGGGAGAGUAUGUCCGAACCCACUUCAAGAACAUGCGGGAAGUGGCUGCUGCCAUCAGCGGUCUGUCAUUGAAGAAGGCGUACACCUACCUCGGCAACGUCACGGAGCACAAGCAGUGCAUUCCCUUCCGCCGUUUCGCCGGAGCUGUCGGCCGGACUGCCCAGGCUACCGAGUUCAAGACGACCAAGGGUCGUUGGCCCGUCAAGUCGGUGCACUUCAUCACCCGUCUCCUGAAGAACGCCGAGUCCAACGCCGACGCCAAGGACCUCGCCGUCGAUGAGCUCAUCAUCAAAAACAUUGUCGUCAACCAGGCCCCCAAGACCAGGCGGAGGACUUUCCGUGCUCACGGUAGAAUCAACCCCUACCAGGGCCACCCUUGCCACAUCGAAAUCAUCCUCUCCGUCCCUUCCUCCGAGGUCGCCCGCUCAAAGGACCUUGACGUCGCCAGCUCUAGCAAGAAGGGCAAGAAGAUCCAGGCUAUCGAGGCAUAG